Desarmillaria tabescens is the source of this 1025-nucleotide messenger RNA. RefSeq lists its product as uncharacterized. The record is from RefSeq and is a predicted model, not a curated record. The transcript has 4 exons. The coding region runs from base 67 to 714 and encodes 215 amino acids. NCBI's taxonomy places the organism in Eukaryota, Fungi, Basidiomycota, Agaricomycetes, Agaricales, Physalacriaceae.
UCCUCGUUCAACGUUUACGAUUCGAUAUCAUUUCCGUGAAUCAACAGGGAACUCAAAGCAAACUUGAUGGACAACGAAGAUGAUAUGCUCAUUCAUUCCAGUGAACCGCCUUCAACAUAUUCCUCUGAACAGCUGGUACAAUCAAGCUCGACCGACAAGUCCAGUCUGGAACCUGACCCGUUGUCUCUCGAUACUACCGUCGUUGACGCUGCUACUGUGGAUGCCGAAUCAAUCAUCCCCGCCUCAUAUACGAUGCAGUCUGAAUCCAUGCCAGGACCCAAUCCAUCAACUCAUGCUAAUUCUUCAUCGCCCAAUAUACCAUCUACAUCGCCGGCAGGUACUCCGCCAUCUUUACCUCUCACAUCAGCUACGACACCUUCGACGUCAACUACACCGUCCCCUGCGGCUCCAAAAUCAGUCGCACCUUCUGCUGCAGCUCCCAUCCCUACGAAAUCUAUUCUAUUUCCUCUGUGGAACUGCAUGCUGAGCCUGUUAUGUCCUUGUGUGGCUGUGGUGUAUAUUGCAUCCUCAUUCGAUCUACCUUCCUUCCGCGCUAGAGUCUGUCUCUCGAUUUUGGAUUUUAUUACGAAGAUCUACCUGUGCUGUAUGGUGACACGCUUCGCAUCGUACGAUUCUGUCUUUCAUAGCGUCAUGUGGCACUCAUUUGUGUUGUUGUACGUGAUGUUGUUCGCGUCAGCGUGGCUGGGUUCAUAGCUUCACUUUUUGCAAAUUUCUAUCGUGUUUUUAUCCAAUACCAAUGAAAGCCAAUUUCCAUCUUCAUUUUCCUCCCAUCGCUUGUCAAUGUAUGGAGACGCCACCUUGAAAAUAUUUGCCUCUGACGUUAACGAAUAUGAACAUGCGACAAAGUCGGCCAUGUUUAAUUAAAAUUUCUUGGUAGGAUGGCAGUCACGGAUGGUAACCUGAAGGGACUUCAACACUGGGCAGAAGAUGUGAACAGUUGCUCGGAGGAGCCUCAUAUCCUGCGGGUUACUCAGAGAAGCCGUCUGGAUUUGGAACUCCUGAAC